Molecule: messenger RNA, 2459 nt
Organism: Linum tenue
Lineage: Eukaryota; Viridiplantae; Streptophyta; Magnoliopsida; Malpighiales; Linaceae
Source: the annotation of a GenBank genome assembly
ACAGGCUACAGCUACGAGCUACCAAUAAUGUACUGGCACUGCUCAAGUCUCCGACUCUGGAAUCUCGACUUCAAUGGCGGGCGGGGAUCAGGAAAUAUAUUUAAAAAAGAGGAAAGAAAAUAAUUCCCUGCCGCGUCUUCCUCAAUCAAUCAUUCAUUCUACUCGUUGAUUAGUUCGAGACUUCCGAGAAGUAGCCUCAGAUCCCAAGGGUCAAGGCCAUAUUAUUUAUAUACCUAAAAUUCUACAUAGCAUUUCACACAAUCGCAUUUUUGUCUUACAGUUGUUCCAAAAGGCCUUUCAUAGCGAUCUCUUCUCCUUUCAUCUCCGGCCGAAUCAACAAGAAGAAGGAAAAAUGCCUCAAGGUGUUCUUGAAGUCCUUCUCGUCAGUGCAAAGGGCCUGGAGAACACUGAUUUCCUCAAUGACAUGGACCCUUACGUGAUCCUGACUUGCCGCACCCAUGAGCAGAAAAGCAGCGUCGCUUCAGGAAAGGGGUGCGAGCCGGAGUGGAAUGAGAAUUUUGUGUUUACAGUAUCAGAAGGAACCAGCGAGCUCUGCUUCAAAAUCAUGGACAGUGACGCUGGCACGGCCGAUGAUUUUGUAGGCGACGCCACAAUUCCAUUAGAUGCAGUGUUCGAUGAAGGAAGCGUCCCACCAACAUCAUACAAUGUGGUUAAGGAUGGUGAAUACAAAGGCUCCAUCCGAGUUGGCCUCACCUUCAAAAGAGAGGAACACCGAAGCCGCGGAUUUGAAGAAGAAAGCUUUGGCGGGUGGAAGCAGUCUGAAGCAUCAUACUGAGAAUGGAUUUGGGAGUCAUAUAAGCUUUGUUGUCAUGAAUUUGCCGGGUUUCUGUGUUUUCUUCUUGGAGAUGAAUGUGUCUUCGUGUCAGUAAGAAUUUGGUGUUUUAACUGCAGAAUGUAGCAUAUCAAACAUUUGCUUGCUUUCAGUUUACUGUAUUUUGCCCUGUUCAUGUUUGUUGCUAGUGAAUUCUCUUUUUGUGGCAUCCUAAAUCUCAUAUUCAGAAGAGCAAUGUAGGCACAAGGAAUGAAGAAACAUAUUCUCAUAUAAGUUCCAUGCAUGGUCCGAUGAAGUCUCAAUCUAUCGAAGAAACUUUCAGUACAUUUUAGAUGGGAAGAAGUCUUGGCAUCAGUCAAUCUUUACUUGCCCUUUCUUGAUUGCUCUCCACUCGAACCCAGCUGUGGGUUGCCAUUCCCGAAUUCAUAAUAAUCCUUCUCAGGAGCAGUCUCAAAAUGGACAGAAACAUCAGAAUCAAAGGACACAGGGAACCCGAAAUUUGGAAGCUCCUUGCACCUUUUCACAUCUCUGUCAAACUCAAUCAACUCCUUCUCCAUGUUAUUAUAAUAACCGAAGGGAGGGAGGAUCGCAGAAGGAUCAGGCACAUUCUCACAUGCAUAUUCAACGAAGGGAUCCGACAUCGCUUCCUCAUAGAACUGCUUGGCUUUACGCCACCCAGGUUCCUCUAUAACUUCAUACUCACAUCCCAGAACUUUCAGUGCAAACUGUAUGUAAUUCUUUGACAACAUCUCCUUAUGAAAUCUCAGUGGUGGUGGUGCCACUCCACCAUUCUUCUCAUUAGGUUGUUGUUCCACAUUCUCCUCAGUUUGCUUUUCUUCCACCUUGUCAAUGUCCAUCUCAUGAACCUCCAAGCUCUGUGCAUAUAACUUGGACCUCUGUCUGGCUGACCUACGACCUGUUUUCCUAGGAGGAGUGGGGUCUAGCAGAAGGGUAUGCAUCUCGGGCUGAAUCUCAGCAUGUCGUUCGGAUGAACUACGUAAUGAAGAAGAGGAAGAUUUGAUUGAGUUGGUUACUGGUUGUUCCUUGUCUUCUUCCAUGGCUGUGGCCUCCCAAGCUUGGAGAGCUGGAUUGUUAGUGAUUUGUUGGGUGGAUGAUCCUUCUUCAUCUUUGGAAACCAGGGGAAACCUCACGUUUCCUGAAACUGCUGAGUUGUAGGUUUCUGCAAGCACAUACACAUUGUUUGACAAUCGAUCGUUUCAUGAACAAGAUCGGUGUAAAGGAAUUCGAAUUCCGUACCUUCUGGUAGUAAAGGAAGAAGCUCUGGUUGCAGCAGUUUAGUUCCAGGUAAUGCCUAUUGCCAUAAGAAUGGAAACACAUGGAAAAUAUGAGAUAAUAGUUUUAACCAUGCUUUACUGUGACAUACUAAAGCUUCGGCUUAGUAACAGUAAACAGGGGAAAGGGAGAUGAAAUAGGUAAUUACCUGCUGGUUAGAGUUGUCACCAUUAUUCUCCCCGACAAGCUUGAGAUAAGAGAGUACCUUGGGUUUUGAAUAAAACCUUUUCCCUGUUGCUAACUCUGUAUAGCACUGCAAUUACAAGUGCAACGAGAUGAAGCUAAAGUUAGAAAGCGAAAAGCAAGCUUGUUAUUUGAGAAUUCAGAUUAACGUGUUUCUGACCGACGAAUGAGUGGAUUUGAAAUUCAUGAA